Trachymyrmex cornetzi is the source of this 954-nucleotide messenger RNA. RefSeq lists its product as uncharacterized. The record is from RefSeq and is a predicted model, not a curated record. Bases 1 to 954 code for a protein of 317 amino acids. NCBI's taxonomy places the organism in Eukaryota, Metazoa, Arthropoda, Insecta, Hymenoptera, Formicidae. The transcript has a single exon.
AUGCAGCUGGCGGAUUCGCGUGCAGCGGCGAGACGACCGAUAGGCGACGAGCCGGGUUUCGUGACGCUGGGCGCAGAGGUGAGCCGAGUAGGCAUAAGAAUGCCAGAAUUUACAUCCGCGGAUCCGGAAUUGUGGUUCAAAAUAGUCGAUCGAAGUUUUCAGGCCGCGGGGAUCACUGUCGAUGCGACAAAAUUCGGAUAUGCGUUAACGGCGAUUGGUCCGCGAUAUACCGCCGAAGUGCGCGAUAUUAUAAUGAGUCCCCCCGCGGAGCGCGCGUACGAGACGUUAAAAGCGGAGUUGAUAAAACGACUCAGCCUCUCGCAGGAGCAUAAGACUCGGAGACUCCUGGAGCACGAGGAGAUCGGAGACCGGAAGCCCUCACAGUUCUUGAGGCAUCUCCGAGGGCUUGCCGGAAACGUCGUUGAUGGAGUGUUUACGGUGUGGCUGUCGCGUUUACCCGCGUACAUCCAGCCGCAUCUGGUGACGCGUGCCGAGGAUACCGUCGAGCAGCUGUCGAAGAUGGCGGAUGCAAUAAUUGAGGCUACCCGUGCGCCGGCGUUCCGAGUCGCGGAGGCGACGCAGCUCCCGGUGCCGCGGGUCGAAAACCGGGAUACUAUUACUACAAUCGAGGCAAGAGUCAAUUUACAAAUCGCACAGUUGCGCUUGACUCUGCAGCAAGAGAUGGCUGAGCAGAUGACGGCUAUGCGGAGAUCCAUCGAGGCGCUUCGGGGCGCAGAGAGAGACGACGAACGUCGCGACGGCGGGGGCCGUUUUCGCGGUAGCGGAGAUCGCUUUCGCGGAGGUCGACGGGCGCGGUCGCGGUCGCAUUCGCAGAACCGUGGGCUCGCGGUUGGUGGCCCGUGCUACUUCCAUUGGCGGUUCGACGAGGAGGGGACACGAUGCGAGCCUCUCUGUUCCCAACAGCAACAGGAAAACGCGGUGGCCCAUCGUUGA